Messenger RNA from Branchiostoma floridae (Florida lancelet), 501 nucleotides. RefSeq names its product sulfotransferase 6B1-like. Gene Ontology annotation, biological process: sulfation. NCBI's taxonomy places the organism in Eukaryota, Metazoa, Chordata, Leptocardii, Amphioxiformes, Branchiostomatidae. The record is from RefSeq and is a predicted model, not a curated record. Gene Ontology annotation, molecular function: sulfotransferase activity. The transcript has 5 exons. The coding region runs from base 1 to 501 and encodes 166 amino acids. Gene Ontology annotation, cellular component: cytoplasm.
AUGGAGAUAAAAGUGAUCGUUGUGAUGAGGAACCCAAAAGAUGUGGCGGUGUCUUAUUACAACUUCGAACAACAAAACCCAUGGGCCCAAUCUCAGGACUCCUGGGAUGGCUACUACAGAGAAUUUAGAGAUGGCAAAGCUGUCUUUGGCCCGUACUACGACCACGUGCUAGGAUGGUGGCAGAUGAGAGACGACCCGCACUUUCUGUUCCUGAAAUACGAGGAUAUAAACAGGGACCUGACAUCGGCUGUGAAGACCAUAGCCUCGUUCCUGAAGAAGGAUCUGACUGACGACGCUGUCCGUGCUGUGGUCGAAGCCUGCAGUUUCCAGACUAUGAAGGAGAGAUACGCUCAGUCAUCCUACAAACCGUUACAAAUCUUCACCAGGAAAGGUAAGAUCGGUGACUGGAAGAACUACUUCACCGUGGAGCAGAAUCGUGAAUUUGAUGCUGAAUAUGAAUACCAAAUGGCAGGAACAGGACUGAGCUUCGAAUUUAAGUAA